Pisolithus orientalis is the source of this 1804-nucleotide messenger RNA. RefSeq lists its product as uncharacterized. Lineage: Eukaryota; Fungi; Basidiomycota; Agaricomycetes; Boletales; Pisolithaceae. The record is from RefSeq and is a predicted model, not a curated record. Bases 80 to 1573 code for a protein of 497 amino acids. The transcript is spliced from 5 exons.
AGGAGAAAAUAAUGCCAAACUGAUCUCAUCGAGAUUGCACCAAAAGUGACUGGUUGACCCCCAGUCGAGAGUUGUGUCUAUGGCGUUGUCGUCGGAUCUGGAGUGUAGCAUCCUUGCCCUUGCCGCCGAGAAAACACAAGUCUUCAACCUCCUUAGAGUGAUACUCAGGGAUGACUGCUCAAUCGACGACGGCGCGACCUCUGUUCCAUGGACCUUGGCCAACAAGUACUACACCGCUGACGUGCAGUUCGUCGUGGGUGAAUUGUCCACGUGGACUCCAGUCGAAGAGGAACUCCAGCGCAUCCCGGCGGUCCUCUUUAUCUGGUCUAGUGGGCAGCCCUACAGACAACUUGCAAAGGUCCUUUCUCGACAGCUUUCACACCAUGAAUUCGAGGUGGCCCUCGCAAUUAGACUUGCGCCAUCGGAUGAACAUGCUGCAUCUGACCAGGAAGACUUGCAAGAUGUAGAUGCCUAUCUGUCAUCACUUGGGUUCGAAUUCGUAGACGCCGCUGACUCGGUCGGGCCUGCCGAUUGUCACGGCAUCCCUGGUGUACCGCGUAUCAUGGACGCGCUAGGCACUGUCAUGUGGCCUUCGAUGGUACGAAAAACAACGCAACACGACAACUCAGGGUACUCAAAGUCUGCCCACGACAUCGCAGCUAUGCUACGCAGUUUUCAACCGUUGCCUCACGAUAAUGAAAUGCAUAAGCAAUUUGAGGCAUUCGAGCGUUGGCUGGAUGAGGAUACGUCUGUUACUGACGCGGAAACGGGAGAGCCCGCUGCUGCACGCGACUAUGAUGCAAUGGAUCCCUGGAGCACCGUCGUUACACCAGGAAAUACGACACCACAUGCUUUGAGCGACGCCAACUCAGGCUCUGGUCGCAGUACACCUCGAUCCGGUUUUGACGACGACUUCACGUCCUUCAUCUCAGCUCCUCCUACCACCUCUCCUCAAGAUUCCCUCCAGGACGAACUCCAUGACACAUCUCCAUGCGCAUCAAGAAGCUUCAGUUCUACGUUCAGUUUUGACUCAGCUACCUCGACGCCAGUGCUCGAAGGCACAAGUUUCGACGCUAGCCUUCUUACUCCCGGAAAUGCCUCAUUCAGCAAUGGCGUCUCUUAUAGGUCGCUCGGAUCUGUAUCCGAUUUUGGCGAUGUAGAUGCAGACGCCCCGUCCUAUGAGCGUACGAGUGCCGCUGACGAAAAUGAAGAUAACGAUGCAGAGUUGCCCACCAAGGCUGAAAUUUUGGAAACCUCUCGCCGCAUCUUUGGCACCGCACCCGUUGCCACGUCCCCGACAGAUACUGCCGGGUCUACUACUGGUCAGUGUCAGUCGAGCAAAGCUAGUCUCCUAUCUACCGAGAACGAUAAUCUCGACUUCUUGGUAGAAGAAUGUAGCCGAGAAAACGGAGAUACAGAUCUCGGGAAGUUUGACUUGCAGGGAAUAUUUAAUGCUCUGCAAGGGUUGAAAGAAGAGAUUGCUGGUAUGCCCGAUGAUAAGGAGAAGCGUAAGGCUGCAGCACGAGUCGCACUCGGCCUUGUCUAUGGCUUGGAUGCAGAAGGCGAUUUCUAGAUAUGCCACCUUUGUUAUCUUGACCUCUUACACGCUGGUCGCACACCUGGAGAGAGAAGCCCCUCAUGCUCGACAGGGGCUUGGGUAACAAUAAAUCCACCCGUUGCUAAAAAUGAUUUCACCAUUUGCGACCAGUACCGAUGCGCUGAGCCCUUACAUUUCUCCGUCGGGCAUCCCGUCCCGGGGUUCAUACUCGGGUCCGGGACUGCAGCUUCCCGGAAGGACUCCUGA